ACCGGUCGUCGGUUGGUUUUUAUUGACCGUAAUGUGAAACCCAGCCUCCGACCACUUUACGUGGGAGUCAUCACAUCUAUGUAUGUUUCUAUGUUUGUGUCUGUAGAAGGAAACAAGUGUCACGUUGACCAUUCCGAAACUAUUUCCUAUGUUACAAAAGCGCAAACUGUUGAAAGAAUAUUAGAAAAAAUUAUUUUCAAGAUACCUCUAUAUAUUAAUAAGAAGGUAAUCAUCAAGAGAAUUAUUGUUAGUACUUAAUAGUUUUAGGGGACGCUUUUAGGAUGCAUUUUUAAUUUCUUUAUAUUAAUAUAGCUAUUAAUUUACCUAAACUACUCAUUUCUGUAUUUUUAACUAGCUAAUCAAUUCUAAUUCUGUAAUUUAUUUAGUUAACAAUUUCUUUUUUUGGCUGCUCUGCAUGAUUUGACAAAAAUGUUUAAUUUCAUGUAUUUCAAUUUUUUUAAAAUUGACCAGUAAAUAUUACUUUCUAUUACUUAUAUAUACAUACUUAUUUUGUUAUGUUUAUAUAUAUUUUUGAAAUUAUUAUUAACGUAUUCUGUUUUUACUAGCCAAACAUGGUGCAAGUGGCUCGUUCGCCCCUAAUCGGAUGCACGUGUAUUUCACAUGUGUAUUCUAGUAAAGGGAAGGGGUAGGGUGGGGGUUAACGGCAACAUGCAUCGGGGAAGAGGGAAUCCUGGAGGAAACGAAAGAAGCCACAGCGGCUUAGUCAUUCAUAAACGAACCGCUAGUGUGGUCGGACGCCUCUUUUGAGUUACUGUAGUUAUUUUAACGAUUAACUGAUAACGGCGCAGUGCAGCAUGGCUGCACGAAAAAAAGAGGAAUCAUCAAAGCAACGUUAUCAAGCGAACGCACGUGAAAGGGAUCGCACUCAUAGGAGAAUAUUCAAUUAUGAAAAAUUCGCGAAUACUCUAAGCGAGGGUAAGGAAUCCAAACGCGAAAUUCAAGAAAUCCAAUCUUCGCUCUGCAGUGUGAACACGGCUUUCAGUACCUUGAGAACUUUAAUACCAACGGAACCUGCGGAUAGGAAAUUAUCAAAAAUAGAGACAUUGAGAUUAGCGAGCAGUUACAUCAGCCAUUUGGGUGCUGUUCUUGUUGCCGGUCCUAUAGAUCAACCGUGUUUACGCGUUGAGGAUAGUAGCGGACUUUACGGAACAAAUUAUUGGACUGAUUCACAAACAAGGCCGCAAGUGUGCACUUUUUGCCUUGCUAUGCACAAAAAAUAUAAUUUAAAUAUUACUUCAGGAGCAAUUUCAAAUUAUUGAAAGGAGAACAUAUGUAUACUGUUUUUGAGAAAUCAACAUCUAUCGACUUAAGCAAUGUAUAAAGAUUAAGAUAUACAUAAAUAAUUUACUGUACAUUUCUUGUAUAUAUACGAAUAUUAUUAAGUUUAAUAAAGUUUAUAUUGUAUCUAUUAA
This is a messenger RNA of Bombus terrestris (buff-tailed bumblebee), 1433 nucleotides long. RefSeq names its product transcription factor 15. The record is from RefSeq and is a predicted model, not a curated record. The transcript has 3 exons. NCBI's taxonomy places the organism in Eukaryota, Metazoa, Arthropoda, Insecta, Hymenoptera, Apidae. The coding region runs from base 816 to 1280 and encodes 154 amino acids. Gene Ontology annotation, molecular function: protein dimerization activity; DNA-binding transcription factor activity, RNA polymerase II-specific; RNA polymerase II transcription regulatory region sequence-specific DNA binding. Gene Ontology annotation, biological process: regulation of transcription by RNA polymerase II; developmental process.